AUGAACAAGCUGUCGAAUAUGCGUCAAUGGUCAGAGCGGAUGAGCCCCAACUUUGCCAUCGGAGGCCGACCGAAUCCGAACAUACCGGUAAACCCGCUGAAUCCUCAUACGAAGGCGCCGCCAAUCCCCCAAGGUCCUCCAAUUGCUUCUCCGCAGGGCGAUGCCACGAUUCACUACUCGUUCAAUGUGCCCUUCGCCUCCGAUCUUGCAGGGCCCAACACGGAAGACAUCCUUCACGCUACCACGGAUGCUGUCCUCCGCUGGACUCACCCCGAAGACGCCCCCGACGAUGUCCCUGUCCACGAUCUUCCAAUCCACGCCCAGAACUUGGCAAACCUGAUGAGGUUAUGUAGAGAUCUUUCAGCUGGUCCUCUACCCGUAGAAGCACACGUAGUUACGACCACUCCUAAGAAUGCCAAGGGUCAGGUCACAACUGUCUGUCUCUCGGGCUCCCCCGAGCUCGUCCAGAAGAGCCGUGAGACCAUCCUCAAUGAUACCCCCAUCUCUCUGCGAUGCACACACAUUGAUAUCGACGGCAAGCUUGUUUGCGAUCUUGCCGCCGGCGUUCUCAAGAAGCCCGUCAUUGAAGACCUUGACAAGAUCUCCGCCUAUUGUGGUGUCGACAUCUUCCUGCUUGGACCGAAACUGACACCAAUGGUCGAUGGUAUGGCUGGAGAUGGCGAGGCGAGAGUCGAUCAACGAUGGAGAAUCGCAAUCUACGGAGAUGUCCUGGCGGCUGAGCAUGCCAAGGCUCGUGUCUUGAUCCAAAUCGACCGUCUGCUUGGCCGCAUUGUUGAUGCCGUCCAGCUGGAACUGUCUGUUCAUCAGAUCAUCUGUGGACGCCACCGAAAGAGCAUCAAGCUCAUCGAGUCCGCAACUGGAACCGCCAUCUACUUCCCGCCGCCCUUCUCGCAGAUGUACCGCUACUGCCCCCCAAACGCCUGCCGUCGCGAUCCCAACGACAUUUUCAUCACUGGCGAGAACCAGCAAGCCAUUGAGAUGGCAAAGCAGAGACUUCACGAUGCCGCGCUUAGAGUUCGAGUUUUUGUAAAGGAUGUGCAGAUCACCCCGGCAAAGAUCGAUAGCAUCCUCCUCACGCGGUUAGACAAAGUCAGGAAGAUCAUGGAGGCCAAUGCUGCUUAUAUCAUGUUCCCGCCGCUCGCGAACCAGCGAAACAUGGUCAGAGUCCAGGGACUUGACGUGCUACACGUUGAGCGAGCGAUCCGGGAGAUUAUGGCUCUGGCUGGUCAAUUCUAUAGUGCCUCGUGGCUUAUCCAGCACGCAGAUCCCCGCCAACAACCACCGAGUCCCGCUGACAUUCGAAAUAUCCUCGGCGAUAUUUGCGCCAACUCCGAUGCCGAGAUUUCUUUCGACAAGCAUAGCUUCAACCUGACGGGAUCUGACGAUGCGGUCAAGGCAGCUUUGGCGGUCAUGUCUGAGAUCAAGUUUAUUGUCCAGUCGCAAUAUCAGAUCCGUGUCAAGAUUGAGUUGGCGAGUGAGCACAAGGAAUUCGUCAGUGGCAAGAAGAACGGCAAAAUCAACAAGAUCAUGGGUUCCAGCAACGUUCAAAUUAUCUUUGAUGGCUUCAACGAGUACAACUUCAACAUUGAUGUUAUGGCCGUCAACUACGAGUUUAUGAAGCGAGGCCUGAGCAUGGUGGAACAAGAAAUGCCGGCGUCUAUCUCUUUCCACGUUCCAGACCAGUACCACAAGCGCAUCAUCGGUAUUGGCGGUCAGCACAUUCAGAGAAUCAUGAAGAAGCACUCUGUAUUCGUCAAGUUCUCCAAUGCAAUGGACCGCGGCGGUAUGAGCCGCGAGGAUGACGACAUCAAGGUUGACAACGUCAUCUGCCGAACUCCCGCUCGUAACGCCCAGAACCUCGACGCGGUCAAGAACGAGAUUCUGGAGAUGGUGGACCGUGCUGACUCUGAAUACACCUCGCAGACGGUCAACAUUGACCGACUCUAUCACCGUCAGCUCCUCGCGCGUCUCGGUGACAUCUCUGAUCUAGAAUCCAAGUACAAUUGCAAGAUUCACUUCCCCAGCACUGAGGAUGCUAGUGAUGAAGUCAAGAUCGACGGCCCUCAGUGGCAAGUCCCUCAUUGUGUGGACGAGCUCUUGGGCAUGGUACCCGACAACCACGAGUUAGUUUUAGCUCGGUCCACCGAUCUGAUUAAGUUUCUUGAGUCGCCCGAUUUUGCUCAUGAGCUGGUUCCUAAGUUUAAGACUCAACACGAAGUCGAAGUCACGGUCCAUCAGAACCCGGAUGAGCGAAGGGAAGACGGCCUGCCUACUAUUACGUUGAUGUGGAGCUUCACUCGCAACAACGCCGGUGGCCUUCGCGACGCAAUGGACUUCCUACAAGCCCAGUUUGCCACUGCUGGUGUGGAAGUCAACAUUGUCAAGGGCUCCAUCCUACGACCGAAGUCUGACUCGUUCGAAGACUCGCUCCAGUACUUCAACUCCCGACUUCUCCAGCAUGCACCCGCCCCAAUCAAGACUGAUUCACCCGUCAAGCCCGCUUUUGGAGAAGAAGUCGCUCGAGAGCGGAGCACCAUCUUCGACAGGCUCCGAAAGCCUGGCAGCAUGACAUCCAUCUCGUCAUUCUUGGACCGCAGGAAGAACAGCUCAACCUCGGCUGCUGGGUUUUUCAAGGGCUCAAGUAACGUAUCCAAAUCGUCUCUCAUUUCUAUCGAGUCUGCCAGGAGCUUCAACGCCGACCGUAACCCCUGGAACGAUAGCGGCGUGAACCUUCCGGAAGAAGACCACAACAUCUGGGGACCACCCCAACAUAUCGGCAACGGCUCCAAAUUGAUGCCGCAUAUGCCCCAACCUGGCGAUGCCACUCCACGACACGGCACUCGCGCGUCCGGCGACAGCGGACGCCCUUCCACUUCUCAUUCUACCAAUUCAGGAUACCCCGGUCCCAUUGGACCAUACCGUUAG
Messenger RNA from Scedosporium apiospermum, 2946 nucleotides. RefSeq lists its product as uncharacterized. Gene Ontology annotation, cellular component: cytoplasm; nucleus. The record is from RefSeq and is a predicted model, not a curated record. Bases 1 to 2946 code for a protein of 981 amino acids. Gene Ontology annotation, molecular function: mRNA binding. Gene Ontology annotation, biological process: nuclear division. Lineage: Eukaryota; Fungi; Ascomycota; Sordariomycetes; Microascales; Microascaceae. The transcript is spliced from 7 exons.